ACUGGAGCCGAAGGUACAGCGCCUCAUUAUCACUGUUUCAUCUCCGACACGUCGCCAAACGGUAAAUACGCGUCACGUCGAGACUUCUGAGCGCGUGGAUCAGUUUGGAUAAAGUAUCUACGACCGGCUCCACCAUCAAACUAAGCAGUAACGUUUGAGACGCAUCAUCUGGCUCCCGACUGCUUUGGUAUUGAAGAUUCUGGGGUGUUCUGAUCCAAAUUGGAUCCCUGAGAGUUGGAGACCCAUUUUUCCGGGUUGCAUAAGACUUGGUAGGCCCGAGAGUCAUGGCCAUCAACACGGAUGUGGAGGACUGGGGCGGCGUGGGCAGCAACGACCCAGGAGAACGAGCGUGGCUCCUGCAGAGCCCCAGCGUGGAUUCCGUCCGGCAACUUGAGGCAGAAAGGAGCCGGGGCGUGUCGUCUUGGGCGGCGGUCUUCAUCGUGGUUAACGCGGCACUGGGAGCGGGUCUGCUCAACUUCCCUGCCGCCUUCAACCUGGCCGGAGGAGUGACUGCAGGAGUCAUGCUUCAAAUGUUCAUGCUGAUCUUCAUAAUCUGUGGACUGGUGAUCCUGGGCUACUGCUCCCAGGUCAGUAAUGAAAGCUCCUAUCAGGAGGUCGUCAGAGCCACUUGUGGGAAAGUAACAGGAAUCGCGUGUGAAGUCGCCAUUGCCGUCUACACCUUCGGGACUUGUAUCGCCUUCUUCAUCGUCAUUGGAGACCAGCUGGAUCGCUUGGUGGCAGCGAUGGCUCAUGACACAGAUGAUACCACUGACCACUGGUACACUGACCGCAAGUUUACCAUCUCUGUUACCGCGGUGCUGUUCGUCCUUCCUCUCUCCAUCCCCAAAGAGAUUGGCUUUCAGAAGUAUGCCAGUGCACUCAGUGUGAUUGGAACCUGGUAUGUGACCAUCGUGGUCAUUAUAAAGUACAUCUUCCCAGAUAAAAAUAUGACUCCGAGUCCCGUUUCUGCCAGUUCUGCCUCCUGGACUGCAGUUUUCAACGCAAUGCCGACCAUUUGCUUUGGCUUCCAGUGCCACGUCAGCUGCGUGCCGGUGUUCAACAGCAUGAGCAGAAAAGCGAUCAAACCGUGGGGCGUCGUAGUAACUUUUAGCAUGAUAAUCUGCCUCUUUGUGUACACAGGAACAGGCAUCUGUGGCUUCCUGACGUUCGGCUCCAAUGUCAAUCAGGACGUGUUGAUGUCGUACCCUUCUGACGAUGUCGCUGUGGCCAUCGCCAGAGCUUUUAUUGUCAUCUGUGUCAUCACCUCCUACCCCAUUUUACACUUCUGUGGCAGGGCAGUUCUAGAAGGACUCUGGCUGCGCUUCCAAGGCGAGCAGGUGGAGGUGUGUGUGCGUCGUGAGCAGAGGAGGCGGAUCCUGCAGACGCUGGUGUGGUUUGUCGUCACGCUCGUCCUCGCUCUCUUCAUCCCAGAUAUUGGUCGGGUGAUCUCUCUGAUUGGAGGAUUGGCAGCUUGCUUUAUCUUCGUCUUCCCAGGUUUGUGUUUGAUGCAAGCCAAGCUGUCAGAGACAGCGAGCCGAACUGCAAGCUGGCAUGGAUCGGUGGUCUUCGGUGUUGUCAUGGUCACGAUGGGCGCAUUCAUCUUUGGCCUCACCACAACUAACUCCAUCUAUCAAGACAUCAUCAGCUAAAAGGAACAGUUCUCAGUCUCGUGCUGAAAUUCUGAACUACUGCAAAAGAUGGAGAAUAAUCUCAUGACACUCAUUCAAAAAGAUCCUCUGCAUCAUGUCACGUUCCUGCUCUAUACCGAGUAAAAGCUCCACAGCUCUUUAUUCAAUCAGGUAGCAGUAAGAGACAGAAUGCCAAAUGACUUCAGACACUUUGAAUUUUAUUUUACGUCAAGUUUUAAUCGCAUGUUGGGCUUUUAUGGAACUCAUUUUUUCUAAGAAACAGUCUCUGGUGGUUUGAGGAGUUUCCCUGGUCUCUGGAACCUGUACAGGCGACAUAUUCCCUUCCUGUUUACAAGAGCUGGAGGACGGCACACAAAGCUCUUACAAUCAAAUGGAUUUUAUUAAUGAAAUUGUAGCAGUUUGUAUAUUUCAACUUACAUGUCAAAGUAAAUGUUUAUUGCAAAUGACAUGUGGUUCCCGGGUCUGAUCCAGGGUCAGACUUUGGUGCCUCUGCUGAUGAUGAUUCAUCUGCAUAUUAAGAAUUUUGCCCAAUGCAAAACUGACACGUCUGCAAACACUAGGACCGUGUUAAAGACACGGUUAGUCUGUUCAAGUCUGGUUUGUUUUUCUAUUUUUAUUUUUUAUUCUUUGAUAGUCAACGGUUUUCUAUGGCCAUGAAUUCAGGAAGGCUUUUGAGCUAGUUUUGUUUUGUUGGUUCCUUAUAGUCUAUAAAAGUGCUACGAUCAUUUUAUACUUGGCUUGUAGGUGAAGUCCUAUUUGUUGUUUUGUAAAAGUACAAAGCGAAAGACAUUUAAGCCUGCUGGCCUUUAAUGCGGUUGGUUACUGCAAUGUACAAAAAGGUAACGUGCCUGCAUGCACCACGAAUACGUCCAAGUGUCAACGGCAGCAGCGCCUCCAUAUUCAGGGUAUGAAAACCUGCACAGUGAGUUGAAUUAGACUGGCAAUGAAUGUAUGCAAACAUGUAUGUGACCUAUACAGAGUUCAGUUUGUGCAAAGCUAACAAAAGAGUUGGACUUGGUGUUCAGGCUGCAGUUUAUUUACUUGAAUCCUUUCACACUACUGCAAACUUUAAGAUCAAAUUAGAGGUUAAAUAUUUAUUUGCGUUUUUUUUAAACUAAAAGGUGUAAGCUUUGUUUUUUUAUGCCACAAUGUUCAAGAUCUUAUCAAACAUGCAAAUAACAAUCAAUUAUUUUGAAUUAGUCUUUCUGCAAAUACAGCUGACACUUUUAAAGGAGGGAAAUGUUUGCAGGGAUGUGAUUAGGACUCAGCUGAAUGGAUUUAAGUCUUGGUUUUAAAUGUAUUUAGAACCACAGCAAGCAGGUAAAUUAAGCAAGCGAUUAAAGGGACAUUAUCUGCAAUCUUUUGAUUAUCGGUUUUAUGAAAUCCAGCAAUGUCGGGUGACCAGGGGCAGUUGAGGUUGAAGGGAUUAAGUCAUAUUGUUAGUUGGACUAGAAACAUUUACCAUAUAUUCUAGAAGCAGAAACUAGGUAAAAGUAACAAGUAAUGCUUGCUGUGAGAAUUAAUAUCUAUAUAUAAAAAUAAGACGUUUCAUUAAAAUGUCUUGUUGGAAUUAGAAUUUUUAUUUUUGGUGCUGCAGACAAGAGUUUAUGUGGUCAUUGGUGAAUGCCGGAUGCAUUUAUGAUUUGUGGUAACAGGUUUCAGACAGAGGUUGUGGAGUUUUUUCAUCAAUGACAUUUAAUUACUGUGAUAAUUAAAAAUCAUGUGUCCCUGUUGUAACAGA
This is a messenger RNA of Gasterosteus aculeatus aculeatus (three-spined stickleback), 3390 nucleotides long. It is a transcript of the gene slc38a7, whose product is annotated as solute carrier family 38 member 7. Gene Ontology annotation, biological process: amino acid transmembrane transport. Gene Ontology annotation, cellular component: membrane. NCBI's taxonomy places the organism in Eukaryota, Metazoa, Chordata, Actinopteri, Perciformes, Gasterosteidae. Gene Ontology annotation, molecular function: L-glutamine transmembrane transporter activity; L-asparagine transmembrane transporter activity. The record is from RefSeq and is a predicted model, not a curated record.